AUCAGAUACACAAACAUGAAUGACGAGGACUACAGCACCACUUACGACACAGUCCAGAAAGAGAUGGCGUAUGAGGUUCUAGACCAGCCGGCAGAAAAUGAAGGUGCCCUUUAUAAUAACAUCCAUGAAGACUUGAGGGCAGAAAACGAUUUAUAUGCCACUGAGCUGGGAACCAAUGAAUACGACUCUCUAUCAGUUUAUGCUGUUGGGAGAGAGGAGAACAGCUUGGCCUUUUCCCACCCAGAAGGAGGAAGCUACCUCCUGCCUGAUGAGGUAUGUCCCGAGUCCCAGGAUCCACAACAAGGUGAGCGCCUGGAGGACAGGGACAUCUCGACGGAAGAAACUCAGGACCGGGAGACUAGCCCAGAAGAGCCACAGGAGAAUGGAGGCGUGAUGGAGGAGAACCUGCCUUCUUUUUCAAGCUUCACCGUCCAGCAGAGCAGUGAAUAUUCCCCCACCUGCUAUUCUGCGGAUGAUGGUUUGGAAGAAGACAAAUCAACUUCCACGAAUCCUGAGAUCCACCUCUAUGUGAAGGCUGGAAUCGAUGGGGAAAGCAUUGGCAACUGUCCCUUCUCUCAGCGUCUGUUUAUGAUCCUCUGGCUGAAAGGAGUCGUGUUCAAUGUCACCACCGUGGAUCUGAAAAGGAAGCCAGCUGACCUGCACAACCUGGCCCCUGGCACCCACCCGCCCUUCCUGACCUUCAACGGGGAUGUGAAGACGGAUGUCAAUAAGAUCGAGGAGUUCCUGGAGGAGACUUUGACCCCUGAAAAGUACCCCAGGCUGGCUGCAAAACACCGGGAAUCCAACACAGCAGGCAUCGACAUCUUCUCCAAGUUCUCUGCCUACAUCAAAAACACGAAGCAGCAAAACAAUGCUGCCCUUGAGAGAGGCCUGACCAAGGCACUGAGGAAAUUGGAUGACUACCUGAACACCCCUCUGCCAGAGGAGAUCGAUGCCAGCACUUGCGGGGACGACGACAAGGGCUCCCGGCGCAAGUUCUUGGAUGGGGACGAGCUGACCCUGGCCGACUGCAAUCUGUUGCCCAAGCUUCAUGUGGUCAAAAUUGUGGCCAAGAAAUACCGCAACUAUGACUUCCCAGCUGAGAUGACAGGCCUGUGGCGGUACCUCAAGAAUGCCUACGCCCGGGAUGAGUUCACCAACACCUGUGCGGCUGACUCAGAGAUAGAGCUGGCCUAUGCCGAUGUCGCCAAGCGCCUCAACCGAUCCUGAGCACAGCCACCUGGCCCCAUCACUGCUGCAGAAGAGCUCAGCUUCUCCCAAAGGACUCCAGCUUCACAACUCCUCUUCCACAUUGCCUUGAGACACUCCUUACUGGUCAGGCCGCAACUUGCUGGCAUCAUUAGAACUUCCACCUGCUGUAUUUUGUGAAGGUCAGCGCCAACCCCAUCUGAUCACACAGGAAUCUGCAAGCAGAAAUGCUAGAAAUAGUCAAACUCUCAGCCUUUGGGCCUGGUCUGAGUUCAGUGUAUUUGGGGUCAGUGUUGGAGAACCCAUGUGUGGGAUCGUCACUGGCCCCUUCUGCCAAUAUCAAAAUAUCUCCUCAGAUGCAUUAGAAACAUGCAAUGCCAUGUCCUCCUCCGUCCUCCUCUUUGUCAGUAACUCCAAGGCCAAGGACAAAUGCCAUCUUAGUUCUUAUUAGAAAGAGUUCCCCUGCUCUUAGGGGAGACAGAGAGAGUGAAUGGAGAGGGGCUGAGCGGGCUGUGGAUUUUGGCAUCUGGCAGAUACACCUCGAGUCACUCACUACUUUCUGGCCCUCCUGUCACACCGGGCACUUUGGGCGCAGUCUCAGUUUACCACAGUGCUGUGAAUGUUGCAAUGUUAUCGUGCACCUGGCUGACACGGACCUUUGUUUUUAUGCUACCCAGGCCUUGUCAGGAAAGGAAAUUGGCAUGGUAUUCCAAACCGGGGGGACUGGGACAGGGAGGGGAGGGAGCAGUGUUGAUGCCAAAAGGCCCACAGGGGUCUACCAGCCACGGGGUUUGCUUGCUUAGGGGUAGUUGCUUUGUUGCAGGUUACAUGCCUGGGUUUGACUAUGUUUUUCUAUGAGUGAAUUUUGGUCCAUGAGAAAGCAGAUGCGCAUUGGAGGUGGAGGGAUGGGUGAAGAUGAAAAAGUCCUUUAUGCUGCUCAAGGAUCCCUGGGAAUUUUGAAGACAGGUCUUCAGUCUCAUGAUCUAACUAAGUCUUGAACUGGUGAUGUCAUGUAACUACCAACCUUAUAGCAAAAAACCCAGGAAUUGGCCAAAAAUGACUUUGCAGGCUCUUCAAGUUGUUUCUGGAUGCGGACCUGCUAUCUGGGUGCCCUCAGGCAGCCGCUCUGGAUUGAUUCCACCACAGCCUCUGAUGGGUGAGAGUCACAGUGAGGAGGGGGCAUGAUCAUGGAACCUUAGGAAGAAAGUCCUUGAGCCUUUCUGACUGGGAAACCAUGUGAUUGGAACUUGAAAAAAAAAUAUGUCCACCUGGGUUAAUGUUCUUCCCAUCUGACUCAACUACCAGGUGAAGAAAAGGAAACUUUAUUUUAGAUAAUAUUGCUCUCCUUAGAUGUCCUUCUUGAGUUUCACCUCCUUAGACUCUUACCCUCCUUGAGCAUGGGGACCAGUGCAAAGGAAACUAAGAGAAAUGAACUAAUCAUCAGCUCCCUCUCCCGGGGAGCUCCCUGUGAGGAAAUCCACCCGCCACAGACCCUCACCUUCAACAAUCCUCCCCUCUAUGUUGCCUGUCGGCGGAGAGUGAGGUUCCCAAAUGCCGGAAAGCCCCAGGACUUGGCUCAUUGCUCAGGGAGGGCAGGGCAGCAUGGGUCUUUUCCAUAGAAACAUCAACAAAUUCUAACCCAAGCAAUCCCUGGACCUACCUGCCUCCAGGGAUCUCUAAAGAAAAAAGUGGCCCAUUGAUCAGAGCAGAAAAGGGAGGAAGCAGGGGGCGUCCUUCAGCCCACUGAGGAAGAGGAAAUUUCUCAGUAGGACAUUUUAUAAGCCUGAGAGUUUUGAAAGGCAGAAUGAGUUGAUUCAUUUCCACCUCUAAAGGAUCCUUCCCACAACUCCCUGGAAAUUUGUCCCUGGAGGUAGUUAAAAUGGAGGACUGGUGAGGAAAUAGUCUUUUUUACCAUAAAGAAAAGCCCCAAACUGGCCUCCUGGGGGAUGAAAGCUUAGAUGAUCCCAAAGGCCUUUUAACUUGUGUGAAAUCCUUUUGUCCUGGGAAAUCCUUCCCUGACCUUCACAGCACAGGCACCAGGACCUGAAAGGCGGUCUGCUUCCCUGAGCCCCGCAGUGGCCCUGCUCUUGAAGCACAUCCAUGCAGCACAGCCAGGGCAACAGAGAAAACAGAAGGAUGCCAGGGGGGCCAGCUGCCCCGGAGGGGUUGGCAGACACUAGCAACCCCGAUUUGAUAUUCAGAAUUCCAAUAACUGGCCAGUCUUUAAAAGCAGUCUUUAAAAACAAACAGGCAAACCAAAUCAAUAUUGUUGUUUCUAGAUGCUCCUUCUGCGGUUGACUUAAUUUUAUGUAAAUAACAAUAUUAAUAGGCACUGGGGGGGGCACAUAUAUGAUUACUUAUAACUAUUUAAAAGAGGGAGAGGAGUUAGAGAUGGAAGGAUACUUAAUUCAGGAAUAUCUUUUUAUUUCGACAGUACAUUAUCAUAUAAUGCAACUAUUGACUUAGAGAUUUAAGGUCUUAUGGCCAGAUUUAUCAGAGUAUUUUUAAAUUAUAAUAACAUUACCUUCUAAUUAUUAUUAUUAUUAUUUUUUUUUUUGAAAAGAGGUUUUUCUUUAGAUUCAUCAGCCUCCUGGGCUUUGGCCACACCCAUUUCUUAUACACAGCAAAUCAUCUCCCAACAACAGUGUGGUAGGUUCUUAGGUGUUCCCAGAACCGACUCAGGGAGUACUGAAGGUUUGCAGCUAGACCCCACACUCCAGAGUUUUAAGACAGGAAGUGACCCUUGUCAUUGGUCUUGAGUGAAUACUAAUCCCUCAGAAAGCUUUUCAGUGGCCCAGAAAAGGGAUUAAUUUGGGUUGAAAUCCUGUUUUGUAUUUAACUUAUUUCUUUCCUGUGACUUUCAUGUCACUAUUUUUUUGUGGGGUAGCAUAGUGGAAGGCAGAGGCAGAAGCAGGAGCCAAACUCCGAAUGACUGUGUUGAAUUUGCCCGUCUACUCGGCGCUGUCUACCUCUCAGGCUGGCCCAGAGUGAAGCUAUUGGAUAAAAUUUUAAUAACUAUAAAAGAUGAGCUAAAUAAAUAAAAUCUUGAUUGAUCCAGAGCAUAGUUCCUUCUGUUGUUUGCCUUCAUCUCUUGACAAAGGAAGUCAAAUAAAUGUCUGGCAAUCCAGAGUCACAGGCACCCGUAUGAGGAUCUUGUUUAACCAAAGGGUACAGCUACCUGGCACCAAACUAAGGAAUUGGAAAGUGAAAAACACUCAGUUUCUUUGGCCACAGGAUUUCAUACCAGCUUCAGCUUCCCAGGUCCCGAGUGGUCACUUCUCUUGCUGGUGCGGCCAGUGAGGAUCCUGAAUUUUCGUUAGGAAACAAACAUGUUUUCUAGCAUUUGUCAAAUGAAGCAACAGAAGCUCUUCACCACACCUGUGUCCACUGGCCACUUUGCCAGCAGAAGAUGCAAAGCACCGUAGAAUUGUCACAAAAUGGAUCACUCCUGAAAUAGAGCCUAAAGUUCUAAGGAAUCAGCAAGAUCUGGAAAAAAUAAAAUUAAAAGGGCGGUAGAGUCAGGAAGGUGCAGGUGUUCUAGUAAGAGUUUUUCAUCAUGAGAAACCCGUGGGAGUCUGUGUCUAAAAUUAAGUUGGCCCAGAGGCAGCAGAUAUCCAGGUGGUACUGGUAUGUCUCAGCCCGAUUCCUACCGGCCUGGAGCAAUUUCAACAGCAGAGCAAGUCAAGAGGAUGGUGUCUCCCUCCUUGGAAAAGUGAAUCAUUAACUUAGAGUUAAAAUUAACUCUAAGAGUUAAGACCACCAUUCCCAAGGGAUCACUUCUUUAUUUUUGCAUAUGACAUUAAAAAGAACCUUAAGCAUUAGGGAAAGAAAUGUGCAUGUAAAGCGGCCUGGUUCUGAGAUCAGGAGAACCGAUGGGGUCACGUCACUGGCCUUGGGCCUUUCUUGCGCACAGGGACUACUGGCUUCUGUGCAUUGCUCUUCAGCAUUCAAACCCAGCCACGUGUGCCUGCCUCAUGCGUGCAUGUUUCUCCCCCUUUGUCAAUAUUAUUUUCCCAGCUUAGUUUCAGCAUACUUUCAGUUCAUAAUUAGGAAUGACUCAAGUGUGCAUAAGUUUAUUUAAUAUUACUUAGGGAAACAGAUCCAAUCCUUUCCUCCCUAACCAAACAUAAAAUAAAAGAUGGCCUCAUUAGAGGGUUUGGGCUAAUCUGAGUUUCUAUAAAAGCAAUCUGUUUUAUGGCAAAACAUAGUUUUAAGGAUCCAGUUAUCUAAGGUAUGUAUUGAUAGCUAGAGAUUUCACAUAUAUUUAAAACAUAAAAUAUCCAGCUGAUGUUUGAAUUUGUCUCACUUUCCUGAGCACCUGGUUGUCCCAUUUUAUAAGCUGGAGAGUUAAUUAAUUUAGCAAAAGAUGUUUAGCUUUUAUGACAGAACAAACAUUUCAUUUUAUAAAGACACUCCUAACAAUGGUUACUUGAUUUUCUCAAGACCUUUUAACUGUGGUGAUAAAAUAACAGGACUUGCUUUCCAGCCUUAAUGAAUGUAAAAUGCCUUUUAAUGAAGAUCUUGCUGAGUGUUUUCCUGAACCAGUUAUAAAUUUCUUCUCCAGUCUUGAUUGGUAUUGAUUGAUUCAAAUAAAGUUGGUUUAUUUUCAAAUAUUAC
Molecule: messenger RNA, 5826 nt
Organism: Pteronotus mesoamericanus
Lineage: Eukaryota; Metazoa; Chordata; Mammalia; Chiroptera; Mormoopidae
Gene: CLIC5
Product: chloride intracellular channel 5
Exons: 6
Coding region: 16-1230 (404 amino acids)
Source: RefSeq, a predicted model, not a curated record